AUGGCUCAUAUUACGAACAAGAGCAAGAGCAAGCACAGCCCCUUAAAGUCAGGAGUCAACGCCAUCCCGCUCUUCCUGAGGACAAUGUCCCUAAAGGCCUUCACCGGGAAAUUCUUCCCGACCCCACUACCAGCAGCCAAUGCCUUCGCCGGCCAGAAGGUCCUCGUGACAGGCGGCACGGCCGGUCUUGGCCUCGCCGCCGCCAUACACUUCCUCAACCUCGGUGCUGAGGAGGUUGUCAUCACAGCCAGGAGCGCCUCGUCCCCGCGCGCUGAGGGCGCAAGGCAGAAGAUCCUCGCCGCCGCCGCCGCCGGGCACGGCUCUGCGAAGGGCGCGGCGGGCAAGGUCAGCAUCAUGGAGCUGGACAUGAACAGCUACGCCUCGUGCGUGGCCUUCGUCGAGGCCGUCAAGGGCCGCUUCGGCGCCGGCGGCGGGCCCGACGUGAUCGUCUUUAAUGCGGGCGUCACCAACUCGCAGUUCCGGAGGAGUCCGGAGGGCAUGGAGGAGAUUAUCCAGGUAAACGCGCUCAGCACAAGUCUCCUCCCACUCCUGCUUGUCCCUUGGAUGAAGCAGCAGCGAGGCCAGAGGAGUACUCCCGCGCGUGUGGUCUUCGUCAGCUCAGGCCUGCACAUGUCCGUCGAUAUCAAGCCUUGGUCCACCUAUGCCGAGAAGGAGGGCGGCGUGCUAGCGCACUACUCCAAGGAGGAGAACUUUGAGGCCGGACUGACGGGCCCCAUGUACAACUACUCCAAGCUGCUGCUGAUGUACGCGCUUGAGGAGGUUUCCAAGAUGGCCUUGGACCAGAAUGGCGAGCCGCAGGUCAUCUUGACCAGCGUGUGCCCCGGCGCCGUCAAGACCGAGCUCUCUCGGUCGAUGCAGGAGAACUCGUUUGUCGCCAGGAUAGCCGCGCCGAUCUUUAUGAACUUGGUUGGGAAAUCACCCGACUAUGGCGCGCGAAUCUACCUCACUGGUGCGCUCGCCGGGCCAAAAGACCAUGGAAAGUUCCUGCGAUAUUACCUCACAGACUCGCAGUACGCCAGCCGAUCUGCACCGGUGCUGACGAGCAAGGAGGCCCGGUUGAUGCAGGCCGAAGUCUGGAAGGAGAUUCGUGAAGCGCUGUCGAUAAAGGUUCCCGCCGCGAGAGAGGCUCUAUGA
This is a messenger RNA of Diaporthe citri, 1155 nucleotides long. RefSeq lists its product as uncharacterized. The record is from RefSeq and is a predicted model, not a curated record. The transcript has 5 exons. NCBI's taxonomy places the organism in Eukaryota, Fungi, Ascomycota, Sordariomycetes, Diaporthales, Diaporthaceae. The coding region runs from base 1 to 1155 and encodes 384 amino acids.